UCGCAAUUCGCACCACCACCACCACCUCCAGAUCCAACCCGCCGUCGUCGUGGUCUUCCUCCUCCGCCCCGCGACGGCGAGAUCCCCCGCCGCCUUGCCCUCUACUCCGUCGAGGAAUUCGCCAUGGACCUUUCCAUGAAUCCCUUCUCGUCCGGCACACGCCUCCGGGACAUGAUACGCGCGAUACGCGCGUCCAAGACGGCCGCCGAGGAGCGGGCGGUGGUGCGGCGGGAGUGCGCGGCGAUACGGGCGGCCAUCAGCGGGAACGACCAGGACUACCGGCACCGCAACAUGGCCAAGCUCAUGUUCAUACACAUGCUCGGCUACCCCACCCAUUUCGGUCAGAUGGAGUGCCUCAAGCUCAUUGCCGCCGCGGGCUUCCCAGAGAAGCGCAUCGGCUACCUCGGCCUCACGCUGCUGCUCGACGAGCGGCAGGAGGUCCUCAUGCUCGUCACCAACUCCCUCAAGCAAGAUCUUAACCACUCCAACCAGUUCAUUGUGGGCCUUGCACUCUGCGCUCUAGGGAACAUUUGUUCCGCUGAAAUGGCGCGCGAUCUGGCGCCUGAGGUGGAGAGGCUGUUGCAAACUAGGGACCCAAAUACAAAGAAGAAGGCUGCCUUGUGCUCUAUACGAAUCGUAAGAAAAGUUCCAGACUUGGCAGAGAACUUCAUGGGUUCUGCUGCAUCAUUACUCAAGGAAAAACAUCACGGAGUUCUGCUAUCUGCUGUCCAGCUGUGCACAGAACUCUGUAAAGCCAGCAUUGAAGCAUUGGAGUACUUGAGAAAGCGCUGUGUCGAAGGUUUGGUCCGGAUACUGAGAGAUGUGUCCAACAGUUCGUAUGCUCCAGAAUAUGACAUUGCUGGCAUUACAGAUCCAUUCUUACAUAUCCAAGUUCUGAGACUCAUGCGGACCUUAGGUCAAGGGGAUGCGGACUGCAGCGAGUACGUGAAUGAUAUUCUUGCCCAGGUUGCAACAAAAACUGAAUCAAACAAGAAUGCUGGAAAUGCUAUUUUAUAUGAAUGUGUUGAAACCAUAAUGGGCAUUGAAGCUACUAGUGGGUUACGUGUACUGGCAAUUAACAUUCUGGGUAGAUUCUUGUCCAACCGUGAUAACAAUAUAAGAUACGUUGCUCUAAAUAUGCUUAUGAAGGCCAUGUCAGUUGACACGCAAGCAGUGCAAAGGCACAGGUCAACAAUUCUAGAGUGUGUCAAGGUAAUCGUGCGUAGAACUCUACGUUAUAAUGUGCUUUAG
Lolium rigidum is the source of this 1251-nucleotide messenger RNA. Its product is annotated as AP-1 complex subunit gamma-2-like. Gene Ontology annotation, molecular function: clathrin-cargo adaptor activity. Gene Ontology annotation, biological process: intracellular protein transport; Golgi to vacuole transport; receptor-mediated endocytosis. The transcript has 7 exons. Gene Ontology annotation, cellular component: membrane coat; AP-1 adaptor complex. Lineage: Eukaryota; Viridiplantae; Streptophyta; Magnoliopsida; Poales; Poaceae. The coding region runs from base 124 to 1251 and encodes 375 amino acids. The record is from RefSeq and is a predicted model, not a curated record.